AUCCAACAAAGACAAAAACACUUAACCUUUAAGUUGGUCUUAGCCAUUGGUUUGUGUCUUAUCUAUCUAGUUGUGAGUACAGCUUUGUUUUGUGUUGUUUCUCAAACCCAAUUAUUCAAAGUCAAUAUUAAUGUUCACCCCAAUUCGAGUCUUUGAUUUGUCAGAUCGCAAGAAACAGCGCUCCCACGCAUUAGGUUGACCCCUUUGCUUUUUGCACUUUUGGUUCUUCCUCUUACAGCUCAUCGAUCAACACUGGUUGGAACAGAAGAAAAGAUAAAAGAGUGUACCUUUAUUUAUUUAGUUUUGCAUUGGGGAACGGGAAAACUGACCCUUAUAUAACAGUAAUUUCGAAAUGAGUGGUAGUUAGGAGGCUCAGAAACACUAUCUAGCAGAAUUUUCAUGUGGGCUUUUGUUCAGUCAAGUUUCUUCAAUAUUAUCGUGGGAGGAAACUAAUACGAAGACCCGGAAGCUUUUUGACAAAGUGAAUACUGCAAAUAAAUGAGAGCAUACAAAUUCCUCACUGCACCUUCAUCAAAUUCUUCUUUCUGAGCCUUUUAUAAAUGAUCAAAUUAGUUUAGAUUUAUCAGGAAUAAUGUGAACUUUAGAAUGAAGAAAUGGAAGAGGCUACAUGUAAAAAGGAGAAAUGUGUGAUUGUAAAAGUGGAUUAAGAAAAAGUUUACCACUCUAUGAGUUGAGAUUUCCUUUAGUACAUGUUAGGAAGACUAUACUUUUGUAGUAAAUUGUUUACAUGGAUGGAGGGAUGUACGGAAUCAUCCACCAUAUCGAUUCUAGUGAACAGGAAAUCAUCUAUAGAGUCUAAACCAAGUAGAGGAUUAACACAAGGGGAUCCGUUAGCACCUCUUUUGUUCUUAAUUGUUAUGGAAAGGUUGGCUGGGCUGGAUAGACAGGCUACUGAGAAAAUUAUGCUAGAAGGUUUGAAGGUGAAUAUGUUGCAAUUUGCAGAUGACAUGUUUUAAAUUUGCAUUAGGCCUAUGGUUAACUUCCAUAAGAGUAAGGUUGGGGAGUUGGGUAUAGACAAAGGGGAACUAGAUAGGUACUCCAAAAUAUUAAACUGCAGGAUAAUAAAUGUACCCUUCAUAUACCUGGGAAUUAUUGUGGGGAAAAAUCCUACGAAGCAAAUCUUUUGGUAGCCGGUUGAGAAUAAAAUCAAGAAAAGAUUGUCUUGGUGGAAAGAAAGAUUUGUCUUUUGCAGACCCGGUGUGCCUAAUAAAAUUUGUUAUUACAACAAUUUCCUUGUACUAUCUGUUCUUUUUAAAGGCUCCAGUGGAACUUUCUUUGAGGCUGGGGAUCACAAGGUAGGAAUACAACGUGAAUUGAAAGGGAGAACACAUAUAAACCAAAGGAGGAAGGAGGGCCAGGAGUGGAAGUGAAGACUAGGAGUGAAAAACCAAGGUUCAUGGAAGGAAAUGCUAGGCUGCAAGUAUGGAUAAUGGACAUGGUUGAAUGAGAGACCUAGAUCAAAUCAUGAAUUUUGGUGAUGUGUGUGGAAAGGUGAGGAACCACUUCAGUUGAGAUUCCCUAGAUUAUAUGAAACUUGAAUAACAAAAUGAAAAGUUGGGGAGGUUGGAAGAUGGAAUGAGAGUAGAUAGGAGUGGUGUAUGAAGUGGAGAUGGGAAUGGUUUGAGUGGGAAAAAGAUCAAGUUGAUGUGUUCAUGCAAGAGAUUCAAAGAAUUUUAUCACAUAAAGAAAGGGAGGACUUAUGGAUGUGGAAAAAUGAAGAUACAAUCAUAGGAGAGGCUGAAAAACUACAGACCACCAAUGGAUGAAUUUGGUAAAAAAGAUGAAGGUCACUUUUACGCUGUAGAUUCAGCUUUUGGAAAACCCUACGCACUGCAGGGCUUCUCAACAAAAGAAAACGACGAGCAAGAAGAGUUAUCCCUUCAAGCUUUAACGGAAAUAGAUUAUCGACUAGCCUAUUUUACCGAGAAGUUGGUGAACUUGAAUGUGCUUUAUAUUUAUCUAUUAAGCGAGGAAAGUGAUCUUGAAGCAAUGGAUUCAAAGAAUAACUGCAUCUUGGCACAAUUAUUUGAGAAGGCAAUGUCAUUUGAUUUAUUGGCUGGCAUUUUGGAUUCUGAGGUAAGAGAGCUUGACAGUUUCAUGGACGCUCUCCAGGAAGAAAUUGUUAUUGCUCGUCAAAAAAUAUUUUCGUGCAGACAUUUGACCGAACUUUUCCUUAUGAUGGACAAAAAAUUGCAUGACUCCGAAGAGUCUGUGAAACAGUUUCAACAGCAGUUAAUGGAGUUGAAAAUGCAAUCAUCCCAGUUACAGAAAACCAUGGAUGCUUAUAGAAAUGAGAAUUGCGAAACCGGGAAGGCCUUGAAUUUAUCAGGAAAUGGUCAACUUUCAGACGUGAAAGCAAAACCCAAUGAUCAGAUGGUUGAACAACGAAGAUAUAUUCUGCAAAUGCUUGAGAAAUCUUUUGCGAGGGAGCUAGCUCUUGAAAGGAAGUUAGCAGAGUCAAAAGACAAUGAGGACCUAAAGUUGAAACUCCGUUACACGGAACAAGUGGCAUUUUAUAUGGAAGAAGCAGCAGAAGUAGUUUGGGGAAGAUUUCUAGAGGCAGAUAAUGCUGCAGAGGUGUUAAUGGGGAUUUCUAAAGGUAUAAUGGGACGUCUUCAAGUAACUGAGUUCAAUCUCAGUAGUUCUAUGCAACGAGAAAAUGAGUUGAGAUCAACAGUUCAAAAUUUGAUGGAGCAAAUCAAGGCUAAAGAUGCUGCUUUAGAUAAGCUUGAGACAUGUAAUGUCGAGAGUACUAAGGAAAAAUCUGAUGUGUUGGCUUUGAGGGAAAAGGUGAAAUUUCUUGAGAAGGAGAGAGAGGAUUUUGAGCUUCAGAUUAAUAAUGCGAUUGCAGAGAAUGAAGUAUAUCAUGAACAUCAAAUUGAAAUGGAAAAUUUUGUUGAGUCUCUAAGAGAAAACAUUGAUAUUGCAUUAAGUAGGGCUGAGAGUGCGGAAGCCAAGGUUACACAGCUAACUGAGACCAACUUGGAACUUACUGAAGAGAUAAAUUUUCUUAAAGGGAGUGCUAGCACUGCAGAAAAAAAGGUUGGUUCACUUGAGAAGCAACUAAGGGAAUUAGAUAUCCAACUACAGACUGCAAAGGCAUCUUCUGAAGCAAGUCAAGAACAGCAGAACAUGUUAUACACAGCUAUAUGGGAUAUGGAAAUAUUAAUUGAAGAGCUGAAGUCAAAGGUUUCAAAAGCUGAAAGUAAUAAUGAAAGUGCUGCUGAGAAAUGUUCUGUGCUAUCUCAAACAAACUUAGAACUUCAUAAAGAAUUGGAUCUCCUUAGGUCCAGAACAAUAUGCUUGAAGACGUCUUUGGAUCAAGCUAGCCAUACAAGUUUUUCAAGGGCAAAAGAAAUUGAUACUAAAACCAAACUUAUCAUGGAUAUGGUAAUGCAAUUAGCUGCUGAAAGGGAGCACAUCAAUAACCAGUUACUUGCAUUAAAACAGGAAAAUAAACAUUUGGUACAAAAGUUAAAGAAUACUAAAAUUGAUGGAUCUUUACAUACUUGCAACUAUGGACUGAAUAACAGAAACGAAGAUCAAGCUUCCAACAUUGACUCAAGCAAUGAUAGCUGUGCUAAGUCCUCGGAUGAGGAAGUAAUAGAUCACUUUAAUGCCGCCUUUCAGGUGGGUGAAGAAAUUGCAAGCUCAAAAACUGGAGUGGCAUCAUCUAUUUCGGCAGAUAAGCUUGCAAGUUGCAGAAAAUUGACAUUUCUUUCAGUAGCAUUUUUUGUCCCGCUGGUUUCUGUGUUAGCCAUCUGGUUGUUGGACAAAGGAAACAUUUUCAUUUCCGAAAGCUUAUGAUUGCCAAGUUAUAUGAAGGCUAUAUAAAAUUUGUGCUUGUGUAGUUGGGCUUCCCUGAUAUAUGAUUGCCUAGAGCGUCUUUAUGUUAUCUUAGUUGCUGUAAACUAAUAUUAAAAUUUAAUUGAAGGUUAUUCUAUCAUUAGUGCUUAA
Molecule: messenger RNA, 3978 nt
Organism: Vigna radiata var. radiata (mung bean)
Lineage: Eukaryota; Viridiplantae; Streptophyta; Magnoliopsida; Fabales; Fabaceae
Product: WPP domain-interacting tail-anchored protein 2
Exons: 6
Coding region: 1780-3828 (682 amino acids)
Source: RefSeq, a predicted model, not a curated record